Molecule: messenger RNA, 1602 nt
Organism: Lachancea mirantina
Lineage: Eukaryota; Fungi; Ascomycota; Saccharomycetes; Saccharomycetales; Saccharomycetaceae
Source: the annotation of a GenBank genome assembly
AUGGAAGAAACCAUUAGACGGAAACGGAGCUCGUCGGCAAUUCCGUCAAUUCCAAGAUUAAACUUGAAAGAGAAAGGACCCGGAAGAUCCAGGUUUUAUAGCGUUUCUACAGAAGUUAGACCAGAGGAGACUGGAUUGAGACGGGAAAACUCGGCAGAAUCAAACAAUUCACAUAAUGAAGCUACCUUUGUCACACUUCCCAGUUUGUCUAAUGUGGGGUUUCAAUCUAUAUUCCAAAAUGCCGCUAUGCGUAAGAGUCAACAGAGCAUAGAUUCGUCGGAAGAAUAUGGUGCUCAGCGAGCUGACGUAAGUCCGGCAACUUCACAUCGAAGUAGUACCAUUGGUAGCCAAACACCGCGUCCUAGCAAUUCUCAUAGUUCCACGAACGGCUCGCGGAAAAGAUCAGAAUCCAAGACUAAUAGGUCUUUGCUGAGAAUCUCGAACGACAAGAUCGAAAAGACGUCACGAUUAUUCCAUAAUAACAACAACAAGAGCAAUGUAAGUCUGUCGCCGUCUGCCUUGAAUAUUGGCCCCUCGUCCCAGAAGAGCCCGCUAACGCGGGCGGCGAGAAAAUUGUUCCAUAGAAGAAGUUCCUCUGCGACUUCGAAAAGCGAUUCUUCCAGAACCUCACCCAACGUCAGUUCUUCAGCGUUUGGCAGAUUUCUUCAAGGUCAAUACAGCAAACAUGUGAACAGGAACUCAAUGAAUUAUAUCCACUCAGGACCAAAUUUGGCGGAUUCAACUAAGACUGGCUACGCUCUCAAUGGAGCACAUAUGGGAAAUGUCCCACUUCAAUUGAUCGAAGAUGUAAGAUUUGACGCCACGGAUGUACAUAUGCUACAUGACUUGAUCAAGAAUGUGAAAUCUCUGGAAUCCAAUUACAAGGCUUUUACCACCGCGGAACUUGAGGCUUUAAUGGCGAAUAUAUGGGGGAUUCUUGGGAAUGUGGUUUUAUCACUGUUCAAAAACAAAGAAUUAUGGGAUUUACCAGCUAAAGUUGAGGAUAUCAAUCGGGUUUUUGAAUUUUAUAUCAAACUGAAGACUGAAUCCAAGGCAGCUUCAUCUAGCAUCAAGUUUCUUGCUGAAAUAGUUGAGUUUCUGGCCACUUCUCUUUACAUUCUCGAAAAUGACAUCGUUUUCAAUUAUAAGAAUGAAAGCACAAUCAACACGGCUUUGAAAAGACUUUGCGUUAUAUGGGAAGUGUUUUAUCACAAUAUAUGUCGCAACGUCAUUGCGCUUUUAUUACCCCUAGACGUCAGUUUCCAAACGCAUUCAAAAUUUUGGGCAGAUGCACAAUCGGUGCCUCUAAGCGAUUUAGGUACCAAAAGUCAAGGUGGGAAUCUUUCUCUGGAUUUGCUCUUGCUCAGAAGCUUCAGAGAUUCGAUUGUGUUACCAUACUAUCACAGUUUUGUUGAUAAUCAGGUCGGGACCAGCAAAAACUUCCAAAUGUAUAUUAUGAAUGAAGAAGAGGAAAAAGGUGUUACUCAGCAGGAUAAGCUCGUUCUGUUGCAAUGUUUCGGUUUAUUGUCUUCGAUCCAAACGAAAAACAAGGACCAGACGAUUAUAGACGAUCUUCUUGCUGGUAUCAGGAUGAGCAUAUGA